UCAAACUCUGCUCAACCAUUUCGUAAUCUUUUUAACUCGUUGCGGUUACUUCUCAAGAGAGGAGUCGGAGAGAGAUUGAACGAAGCGGCAAAGUUUCUUCGGGACACAACUGUAGUUUGAGAAGAAAUGGACCGAAUAUCGGGUCUGCCAAAAGGUAUACUUCAUGACAUCCUCGGAAGGUUACCAGACAAAGAUGCUGCUAGGACUAGUGUUUUGUCAAAGGCAUGGAGAGAAACAUGGUUUUCAUUUCCCAAAUUGUCUUGUUGCUGCCACAAUUUUUUUAGUUUACGUGGCAAAUUAGACAGGUUCAUUCAGUGUGUCAGUAAAAGAUUAACUAGGCUCCAUGACCAAGGCUUAGCAAUCAAAGAAUUUAAGCUCAUGUUAGACCAUACAUUAGACUAUGUCCCUGCGUCCUGCCAUAUUGAUCAAUGGAUACAGAUGGCUAGUGAAAGUGGUGUCGAAGUACUAGAGCUUUACCUCACUGGUAACUUUGCGAAAAGACAUUAUAACCUUCCACUUUGUCUUACUGAAGCCAAGUCACUUACUAAGUUGGUGUUGAGAGAGGGGACUAGACUUGACUCCGCAUUGCUAAACCAUUCGCUCAAGUUUUUCUCAUUGAAAACAUUGUCUUUGCGUCAUAUACUUCUUGAAGAUGAAAGGAUUAUCGAGCAUUUCAUUUCACAUUGUCCUUUGAUUGAGCAUUUAACUCUUCAUUCUUGUUAUGUAUAUAAUAACCCUUCACGUUCUAGCACUAUGACCUCUUGGCUGAAAUCUUUAAGCUUGCAAGGUCUACAAAAGCUGAAGGACGUUGAUAUCCAAGGAAUACAAGAGGUAUAUAUUGAUGCUCCGAAUCUUGAGAACUUAUGCUAUCAUGCUCUUUAUAUGGUUACACCUUUCAAGCUGAAUUUGGAUAGUUGCACAAAUUUGAGAUGGUUGACCUUGUGGAAUUUGAAGAUCCCAAACAAGUGGUUCCUUGAACAGUUUUAUAGGAUUCCUUUCCUUGAGAGUUUGAUGUUGCAUAGUUGCUCGUUUGAGCAUGAAAGGAUUAAUAUUCCAGGUCCUGAACUGAAGUUCUUCAGUUUAUCACAUUGCUCUAACUUGAAGGAGGUCAACAUUGAUGCUCCAAAUUUAUUAUCCUGUGAGUAUGUCGGGAAAGACAACCCUGUCAUAUCUUUUCUAAGAAUUUCUAAUCAACUUGAACUCAAUGCUCAUUACGAUAUGAUUGAGAAUCAUCAUCAUCUUUAUAGCUUGAGGGAAUUUGUCCAAAACAUUAAACCCCAAAAAGUUUUGGCAUCUCUUUCCCUUUUUAUCCACGAGCCAUUUUCGGUAAGUAUGCACUUUCUACUUGAUUGGUUCCUUCUGCUUGCAUAUUUUCCAAAUUUAUUUAUUAUUUGUCUGUUUGUACCCUGA
Arachis stenosperma is the source of this 1410-nucleotide messenger RNA. RefSeq names its product FBD-associated F-box protein At4g10400-like. Gene Ontology annotation, molecular function: protein binding. The record is from RefSeq and is a predicted model, not a curated record. Lineage: Eukaryota; Viridiplantae; Streptophyta; Magnoliopsida; Fabales; Fabaceae. The coding region runs from base 127 to 1410 and encodes 427 amino acids. The transcript has 2 exons.